Molecule: messenger RNA, 1827 nt
Organism: Ilyonectria robusta
Lineage: Eukaryota; Fungi; Ascomycota; Sordariomycetes; Hypocreales; Nectriaceae
Product: major facilitator superfamily domain-containing protein
Exons: 5
Coding region: 103-1701 (532 amino acids)
Biological process (GO): transmembrane transport
Cellular component (GO): membrane
Molecular function (GO): transmembrane transporter activity
Source: RefSeq, a predicted model, not a curated record
UUCACACAGAACCUGGGCCUCAUCUUUACCAGCUGCCGUGUCAGAAUCCUCCUUCUCACCUAGAUCCCUCACCCAGAUCUUCCCACCCCUCCAUCUUCAGCCAUGGCGUCCAACGACAUUGGCGCCUCCAAGGACAUUUCGUCCACCGCCGAUGGCCUGCAGAAGCGCUCCGUGGCCGAGGUGGAACGACCCUCGGUUGAUUUGGAAAAGCCCACCGUGCACUCGGAGCGAGUCGAUAAGGAACUCGCCGCGUACGCCUCCGAUGUCCGCGUGAAUAUCUCGCCGGAGCGCAAUGUCGAGCUUCGCAGGAUGAUCGAUAAGCGAGUCUUGGCUGUCAUGAUCGCGACAUACUUCCUCCAAGCCAUCGAUAAGGGCACACUGUCGUUCUCGUCCAUCAUGGGCCUGCCCAAGGACACUGGCAUGGUCGACGCGAAUGAUAAGGUGACCCAGUCGUACUCGUGGUUGACCACCUGUAUUUACAUUGCCAUCCUGGUCGUCGAGUACCCCCAAAAUUACAUCAUCGCCCGAGUCCCCAUCGCCAAGUAUCUUGGCUUCUCCAUCAUCGCUUGGGGUAGCGUCUUGGCCUGCCACGCCGCAUGCACAAACUUCACUGGUCUAGUCGUUGUACGAACAUUGCUCGGUAUCUUUGAGUCUGCUUGCCAGCCUGCCUUCGUUAUUCUCUCUGCCAUGUGGUAUCGCCGAGAGGAGCAGGCCGCUCGAGUCACCUACUGGUACAUGAUGAACGGAGCCCAGCAGAUCGUCGGCGGACUCCUGGCCUACUGCUUUUCCCUGAUCAAGACUGGACCUCUCAGGUCUUGGCAGUGGCUGUUCCUGACAUAUGGCAUUAUCUCGGUCAUCUUCGGCAUGUUCGUCUUGUGGUGGAUGCCCGAUAGUCCCAUGAGGGCCAAGUGCUUCACAGAGCAAGAGAAGCACGAGAUCAUCGAGCGUGUGCGCGACAACCAGACCGGCAUGCAGAACCGCGAGUUCAAGCGCGAGCAGUUCAUUGAGGGUCUCCUAGACCCCCAGGUCUGGGGAUACGCCCUGAUUGCCCUGUGCACCACUCUUCCCACCUCCGGACUCGGUGCCUUUGCCAACAUCAUCAUCAAGAACUUUGGCUUCUCCGUGCUUGAGACGCAGCUCCUCGCCAUGGUCUUGGGUUUCUACAUCAUCAUUGUGCUGCUCUCCUCAGUGUGGCUUGUCAAGAAGACCAACCAGAACCUCCUCGUCAUGCUGGGCUUCUGUAUCCCGUCUUUCAUUGGUACUAUUCUUCUCAUGACUGUCCCGAACGAGACCACGGCUCAGCACGUCGGCCUCCUCAUCAGCUACUACAUCACCCUGUCUUUCUGGUCCGCGCAGACCCUUGCGCUCUCCAUGAUCUCGCGAAACAUUGCUGGCCAGACCAAGAAGACUGUGGCUGUUGCUCUCAACUUCAUCAUCUGGGCUGCUGGAAAUGCCAUCGGACCCCAAGUUUUCCUCGCCUGGGACGGCCCGAAGUACUUUAUCGCCUUUGCCACCCAUCUUGGAUGCUACUCCCUCUUGGUUAUCAUUAUUAUCGCUCUGCGCUGGCACCUUCGUCGCGAGAACAUGAGACGUGAUGAAUUAGCCGCACAGGGCGUCGCUGAGGCCAGGGAUGAUGCCAUGAUCAGGGCUUGGGACGAUCUUACCGAUAAGGAGAACCUGAGCUUCCGAUACGUCUACUAAGUAGAAGUAGCUGAGUUGCGAGUCUGGUCUACAUGUCACGAUACGACUAGGGUUAUGUCAGAUACUUGUCACUUUGCGAGUUAUUUGGCAGAACAUGAUUGGAGUCAACGUAAUUUUAUUAAAUAG